UUAGCUAUUGGUGUUUAUUGGAUUAAUCAUGAGAGUUACGAACCUGAGCUUGGUCAUAAUCAGCCUACACCCACCCCUAAAACAACUAAAGAUCAACGCAAAUAUCCAAAGAAAUUAACGUUGUAUUCAAAACGUUUACAAUGUUGGAUUAAUAGCAAGAACACUUCGUUGAAAAAAUUAAAAUUACACGAUAUUGGCGAUAAUAGUCUUGAUGAAAACAAACUUAGUGUUUAA
This is a messenger RNA of Dentiscutata erythropus, 234 nucleotides long. Lineage: Eukaryota; Fungi; Glomeromycota; Glomeromycetes; Diversisporales; Gigasporaceae. The record is from the annotation of a GenBank genome assembly.